Molecule: messenger RNA, 1299 nt
Organism: Alternaria viburni
Lineage: Eukaryota; Fungi; Ascomycota; Dothideomycetes; Pleosporales; Pleosporaceae
Exons: 2
Coding region: 1-1299 (432 amino acids)
Source: RefSeq, a predicted model, not a curated record
AUGAAAUUCAUUCAAUUUUCGCGUUUUCCACGUCUUUACCAGCUCCUCUGCCCAGAGCUCAACCAACGCCAACCGCUCACCCAAUACCAGUGCAAACUUCAAGAAUUAUUCGAACCGAAGGACGAGACCUGGUUUUACAAUACCUUCGCAAAAACCCGAUCAGGUGCGGACCGGAUUCAGAACUACCACCCUCCGGCUGGAGACCUCUUCGAACGCCUUCCAAACGAAAUCAUUGACGAAAUAUUCGAUUAUGUGCUGCUUCACAAGGAUGACAGCCUCAACCCUGACAAACGCAAGGAUGAGGAACUUCACGACAAGGCUGAACAUGACGCCCUGGACGAUCUAGUUUCCUUGGGCCUUUCCUCCGCACGCCUAUGGCCACUGCUCUUGGAGCGCAUCCAUCGGAACUACCAGACCAACUGGUCAGGCAAGAAGGUUGGCUUCCACGACUACAACCUUGCCUUCACUGCUGAGCAAGGGCAUAACUAUGGUAUCGCAUCUCGAUACUCAAACACGAGCGACUUAAAGUCCAUGAAGUACGAGAUAGAGAUUCCACCAGAUGAUCGGGAGAAGAUCGAGCGAGAUCUCCGGCGGACGAAUCUGCGUUCCACAGAGACAGAGUGGGUACUACGCAACCUAACGACCAGACAAUACGUACGUUCGGAUCGAUUGCAAGAGCCGGCCUCCGCAGAGCCAGAGUGGCCUCCCCUGCCCAAGUCUCAGGAAAAGCUGAUGACCAGAAUGCGGCGACAGCGCAAGGCCCUGAUACAACGAAUGAGGAAUGAGGCAACGGAAGACUAUGUCUCACCUUGGCCCUUUGACCUGGCGAAUCUGCCACUUACUCUGGCCAACAUCUUUCUGGUUCUGACCUGUGACAGUGCAGAAGUAUUACCAUCAUACAUUCCUAAAGAUGACCCCGAAAAAUAUCUGCACUUCCACGAUGCCCCCUGGUCGGGUUGCGCAUUCGAACUCAUUCCGCUGGACGAUCACCUUGAUGCUCAAGAACAAGGCUUGGACCCAACAGCUCCGACAGAUGAGACGUGGAUGGAUGUCAGUAGAGAUGUGGUCGCCGAUAUGGCGAACUUGCGCUUCUGCAUCCAGAAAAACAUUGCUAUCUCCGAAGAAGAGAUCAAAAGGAAUCUCAACACUGCAGAGAGACGAGGUGAACAACCAGCAUGGCAUGCGUUUUGGGUCAACUUCUACGCCAGCAUUGGAGAGACAAGAAGGCAGCAUCGACAGUGGGUGAAGACGUGUCCGCCUAGGCCUUGGAUAGAUGAGAGCAUGUAUGCGGAAACGUAG